This is a messenger RNA of Rhineura floridana, 4315 nucleotides long. RefSeq names its product transportin 3 (gene TNPO3). Bases 398 to 3226 code for a protein of 942 amino acids. Lineage: Eukaryota; Metazoa; Chordata; Lepidosauria; Squamata; Rhineuridae. The record is from RefSeq and is a predicted model, not a curated record. The transcript is spliced from 23 exons. Gene Ontology annotation, biological process: protein import into nucleus. Gene Ontology annotation, cellular component: nuclear membrane; cytoplasm.
CCGGACGCCUUUGCCGAUGGCCCCUGCCGCCCGGCCGGAAGUGCGUCGUUGGUUGUCGUCGGUUCCGGGCGGGAGCACAGCGAGAGAGCAAAGGACGGGACGGGGCCUUCUCUGGCGAGCCGGUGCGUUCCCUCGGCCCCUUUCGUGGCACGGACGUCGCUGGGGCCUCCAGUACUUCCCGCCCACCCCCGCGGCGGGGCCCGGUGGCCGGAACGUUUGCGCGCGCGGGGCCCGGUUUCCGCGAGGAGCGACCUCCGGGUGACACCCUCCUUCUCCCUCCCCCCCACCGACCAACCACUACUUUCCCUGCUCGCUUCCUUCCCGGUAACGGACUCGGCGGAGGCGCCGCCCGGCGAUGGCUCCGGAGGCCUGAGGAGAAGGAAGAGGCGGCGGCGGGAUGGAUCCUGGCGGCGGGGGUGGCGGCGGCGGCGGCGGCUGCCCCGGCCCUGGCGGCGGCGGCGGCGGGAAGCCGAGCCUGCAAGUGGUCUACCAGGCCGUGCAGGCGCUCUACCACGACCCGGACCCCAGCGGCAAAGAGCGCGCCAGCCUCUGGCUCGGGGAGCUCCAGAGAUCGGUUCACGCCUGGGAGAUAUCGGAUCAGUUGCUGCAGAUCCGGCAGGACGUGGAAUCGUGCUAUUUUGCAGCUCAAACCAUGAAGAUGAAAAUCCAGACCUCGUUCUACGAGCUCCCGACAGACUCGCACGUCUCACUGCGGGACUCGUUGCUUUCCCACAUCCAGAACUUGAAAGACAUGUCCCCUGUCAUUGUCACCCAGCUUGCAUUAGCCAUCGCAGACCUCGCCCUACAGAUGGCCUCCUGGAAGGGCUGUGUACACACACUGGUUGAGAAGUACAAUAACGACGUGAUGUCGCUCCCCUUCUUACUGGAAAUCCUGACGGUGCUGCCGGAGGAGGUCCACAGCCGGUCCUUGCGCAUUGGAGCCAACCGCCGGACGGAGAUCAUCGAAGACUUAGCUUACUAUUCCAGUACGGUGGUCUCUCUGCUGAUGACGUGUGUGGAGAAGGCAGGCAAUGACGAGAAGAUGCUCAUUAAGAUCUUCCGCUGUCUGGGAAGCUGGUUCAACCUGGGGGUCCUCGACAGCACCUUCAUGGCCAACAGCAAGUUAUUGUCGCUGCUCUUUGAGGUUCUGCAACAGGACAAGACAUCGACGAACCUGCACGAAGCAGCGUCGGACUGUGUCUGUUCUGCACUCUACGCCAUUGAGAACGUGGAGACCAACCUGCCUUUGGCGCUGCAGCUCUUCCAGGGGGUCCUGACGCUGGAGGCGGCCUACCACAUGGCCGUGGCCCGCGAGGAUUUGGACAAGGUUCUCAAUUACUGCCGGAUCUUCACCGAACUCUGUGAGACAUUUCUGGAUAGAAUCGUUUGUACUCCAGGACAUGGCCUGGGGGAUCUGCGGACAAUAGAGCUGCUCUUGAUCUGCGCAGGCCACCCGCAGUAUGAGGUGGUGGAAAUUUCCUUCAACUUCUGGUACCGACUGGGAGAGCACCUUUAUAAGACAGAAGAUGUCGUUAUCCACAGCAUCUUUAAAGCCUACAUUCAGAGGCUCCUUCACGCAUUGGCUCGGCACUGUCAGCUGGAUCCAGACCACGAAGGAAUCCCUGAGGAGACAGACGACUUCGGAGAGUUCCGGAUGAGGGUGUCAGACCUUGUGAAGGACUUGAUCUUCCUGGUUGGCUCUGUGGAAUGUUUUGCCCAGCUUUACGCUACCUUGAAAGAGGGCAACCCUCCCUGGGAGGUGACAGAAGCCGUCCUCUUCAUCAUGGCCGCGAUAGCCAAAAGCGUUGAUCAGGAGAACAAUCCAACACUGGUGGAGGUGCUGGACGGGGUGGUGCGCCUGCCUGAAUCGGUGCACACGGCUGUCCGAUACACGAGCAUUGAGCUGGUUGGCGAAAUGAGCGAAGUCGUGGACAGGAAUCCCCAUUUCCUUGAUCCCGUGCUCGGCUAUUUGAUGAAGGGUCUGUGUGAGAAGUCACUGGCCUCGGUCGCUGCCAAAGCCAUCCACAACAUUUGCUCGGUGUGCCGGGACCACAUGGCCCAGCACUUCAGCGGUUUGCUGGAAAUUGCCCGUUCCCUCGACUCCUUCAUGGUCUCACCAGAGGCAGCUGUGGGGCUCCUGAAAGGGACCGCGUUGGUGCUGGCCAGGCUGCCCUUGGAGAAGAUCUCGGCAUGUCUCAGUGAGCUUUGUGCCGUUCAGGUGAUGGCGCUGAAAAAGCUGCUCUCUCAGGAGCCAAGCAACGGCCUCUCCUCAGACCCCACUGUGCCCCUAGAUCGCCUUGCUGUUAUAUUCAGGCAUACCAACCCUAUUGUAGAAAAUGGGCAGACCCAUCCGUGCCAAAAAGUCAUCCAGGAGAUCUGGCCAGUCCUGUCAGAGACCCUGAACAAACACCGUGCCGACAACCGCAUUGUGGAACGCUGCUGCCGGUGCCUGCGCUUUGCUGUCCGUUGCGUAGGGAAAGGGUCAGCGGCACUCUUGCAGCCGCUGGUUACACAGAUGGUGAGCGUCUACCAGGAGCACCAGCACUCCUGCUUCCUCUACCUGGGCAGCAUCCUCGUGGAUGAGUACGGGAUGGAGGAAGGCUGUCGGCAGGGGCUGCUCGAUAUGCUGCAGGCUCUGUGCGUCCCCACAUUCAGACUCAUCGAGCAACCAAACGGCCUUCAGAACCAUCCGGACACCGUGGACGACCUCUUCCGGCUGGCAACCAGGUUCAUCCAGCGCAGCCCCAUCACCCUGCUCCGCAGCCAGGUGAUCCUCCCCAUCUUGCAGUGGGCCAUCGCUGCCACCACCCUGGACCACCGCGAUGCCAACUGCAGCGUCAUGAAGUUCUUGCGUGACCUCGUCCACACGGGAGUGGCUAAUGACCACGAGGAAGACUUUGAGGCCCGGAAAGAGCUCAUAGCGCAGGUGACGACGCAGCUCGGUCAGCAGCUGGUGAGCCAGCUCUUGCAGACGAGCUGCUUCUGCCUGCCGCCGUACACCCUGCCGGACGUGGCGGAAGUGCUGUGGGAGAUCAUGCAGGUCGACAGGCCGACCUUCUGCCGCUGGCUGGAGAACUCGCUGAAGGGCUUGCCGAAGGAAACAACAGGGGGAGCCGUGCAAGUGACGCACAAGCAGCUGACAGACUUCCACAAGCAGGUCACGAGUGCUGAGGAGUGCAAACAGGUUUGCUGGGCUCUGAGGGACUUCACCAGACUGUUCCGGUAGCGUGCGCCUCCUUCACUUUGCCUGUCUCCCAGGAAUGUCUUAUUUUCAGAAGAGGAAAUAAAACUACCAAGACAGUGUGUCCCACAACCAGCAAACUUCAUUGCGGCUGAGGGCUCUGACUUGCUCUGCUGUGUCCCGCCAAUCCAGAAGAGACACUUUGCCGCAAGAACGAGUCGGUGAAGUUCCUGCUUGUGAGUGCGAGAGAGAUAAACGCGAAAAAAAAAAUCCCGGGGGGCGCGCAACUUAUCCGCGACUAUCGAUGGCUGCAACUGACCUACGGCAUCGCGGGGGGAGGGGGAGCCUGCUUUUCAGAUGGACUUGCUUUAAAAAGAGAGAGAGAGAGAAACAGACGAGAAAAACCACGUGAAGGAAAAUAGUAAUAAAAUGUUUUAAAAAACAACAAAAAUAUGAAACAAUAGAAAACUAAUUUGCCUGGCAGCAAAAAAGAUGGAAAAAAAACAAAGUAGUAAACUUUCUGUGAAAUGAAAAUAAUUACUUAAGGAUUCAUGGGGAUUAAAAAUCUAAGAAAACCCAAUAGUCUGCCCCGCGGGGGGGGGGGGGGAAUAGUCCAUUGUUUUGGUAAAGUCGCCUUCUAGAUUUCCAGAGCUCUGCCUCCCCUCCCUGAGUGCAAAAGGGAAGAUUGCUUGACGCUGGGCAGCUGCCGUGGGGCACAGAACCUUUGGGGGGCAGGAACGGGCCAACCUCCCCCCGCUGCCCGCAGAGAGGGGAAGGAGAACUUGAGCCUCUCUGCUCCCACCAGCGUCUUGCUUACUUUGAUAAACUGUUAUAUAUUAUAUAUAUUUCUUUUUUAAAAAGUUGAUUUGGGUUUUUCAAAAAAAAAAAUUGUUUAAAUUUGUUUGGAAUUUUUCUUACAGCUGGGGGGAGGGGCUCUGGAGAACGGAGGGGGCGGGCAGACUAUUUCGUUACACCAAUCUGGCAACGACUCAGGUGGGAGAAAAAGUCGCGGGACCCGUGCAGACGUUAAAGACAGGAGGGGGUGCUGUUCCGUCUGGUGUUGUAGCCAUCUCGAGAACAAGGAAAAAAACCACACGCACAAAAAAAGAAAUAAAAACAGACGAAAAGAUUAAA